Molecule: messenger RNA, 2784 nt
Organism: Penicillium robsamsonii
Lineage: Eukaryota; Fungi; Ascomycota; Eurotiomycetes; Eurotiales; Aspergillaceae
Exons: 4
Coding region: 1-2784 (927 amino acids)
Biological process (GO): mitochondrial RNA 5'-end processing
Cellular component (GO): mitochondrial envelope; mitochondrion
Source: RefSeq, a predicted model, not a curated record
AUGCUUCGGACCUCUUUGCGGUCUGUCUCAGGCCGUUCAAGCCGACAUGUUUGUCUCUCCUGUCUAGCGCGCCCUGGUACACUCGGUUUGCGCCAGUUUCAUCGCAUAUCUGCUCUCCGUACCGAUUCAGGUGAAACGAAGCCGGAAGUCAAUUUACUUGACGCGUCGAUCGAACCUCCAGCGCCAUUGCCGCCCAAUAGUCAGAUUCCAGAGACAAAAGAUGGCGCUUCUUCCACACCCCAGAAAUCUUCGAGGCAGCCUAACUCACCGAGAGUACUCACUGCUGCUGCAUGGGCUCAGAUGAAUAAAGUCCAACGGAAGAAUUACAAAUACAGGCAUCACGAGUUAUUCAACAAGUUCAAGCAGGCAAUGCUAGCCAACAGAGAAAUGUCACUAAAGGAAGCAGUGGAGUUAGAAAUUGCGCGGGCCAAAACAACCGAGCAAGAAGCAGCACCGCUGGAGGCCGCACUGUCAGAGGCGACCCCGUCAGAGGCAGCACGGGUGGAAGCAGAAAAAAUCAAGGCCUUGCAACAGAACACGAUUGCAACAGAAUUGGAAGCCCGACGGGAAAGAAAGGCCAAAUUCAAGGCAGAAAAAUGGUUGGCUAAUGCCAAACAUGAGGCUAAAACGUCGAAGGAAAAGGAGAAAGAAAGCCAACUCGAAGCCGAGAUUGCAACAGACGGUCCAGAAGAUACGUCAGCGGUCAGUGAACCCAAGAAGACGCUCAAAUUGAAGUCCAGUAAUGUGGUGGCCCAAAUAUUGGAAACUAGCUCCGAGAACGGUGUUGCAAGUCCAAAUGAGCCAUCACCCAAGGUCGAGAAAGAGGAGAAGGAGGAAAAGGAAGAGAAGGUGAUGGAGGAUGUGUGGCUUUCCGAGGAUAGGAGUCAAUCUCUUCCUUUCCUUGAGGGUCACGUUACAUCUAGGGACACUGGGUCUCUUAACUCAAAAGACAAGAGCCUGCAAUUGAAAGAGGUGCGUACCCCCAUGCCUCCUGUCCCACGCGUCGCCUUUGGUCUCGAUCGAGUGCUUUUCAACCCCGGUGUCUACCAGCUGCGCGACCCUCGGUCUCUUGUCUACAAUUUCGACCCCUACCUAGACCAGAUCAUGCCCGUGUCGGAAUUCGACUUUGAUACCUUGAAGCCGUACGUCACCUCCUCUAAAGAUGUGACGGCUUGCGAAAUGACCAAAAAACAUGAGAAGAAGUACUAUGGCUCGUCGUCGAGCAUGACUUCGGUUCUCUCUCAUUUCCAUUAUCUUCUCUCCGCGUGGCGGCCUGUCGACACUUCCAAACUUACUCAGAGUUACGGAGAUCCUCUACGCUCCUUCACCCGUCUCCUUCGAGCACCAACUGCCAUGUUCCUCCGUUAUAAUGAGAAGGAGGAUAUCUACGCCAUUGAUGCCGACAAGGAAUACGACACGGCUAACAUCCUUAUGCACCUGGGCAAGUCAAUGGAGAAACAACUCACGCUGCCAAAGGAAAAGUUUGAGCGCUACCGCCGCAGCGAUGCGAACAAGAUCACCGCCGAGGAAGAAGCAAGCGUUCCGGAGUCAUACCACUACAGUACCAUAGGCAAAUUCCUCAUGCGAUCGCAACUUGACGCCUACGACCCCAGACUGCCAGGUACUGGCAUGUUCGACUUGAAAACACGUGCGGUAGUUUCGAUCCGCAUGGAACCCGCGGAGCACCAGCGCGGAAUGGGCUACGAGAUCAGACGCCGCUUUGGCAAGUGGGAGUCUUACGAACGCGAAUACUUCGACAUGAUCCGCGCCGCAUUCCUUAAGUAUUCCCUGCAGGUACGCGUGGGUCGCAUGGACGGCAUCUUUGUCGCGUAUCACAACACCGAACGCAUUUUUGGUUUCCAAUAUAUCACCCUCGAAGAGAUGGAUGAGGCUUUACAUGGCACGUCCAACACAGAACUCGGAGACACAGAAUUCGAACUGAGUCUCGGCCUGUGGGAGAAGAUUUUGGACAAGGCAACGGCAAAAUACCCCAAGCAGUCCCUGCGUUUCCACUUUGAGACCUGCAAUGGUUCCACUCCCUUCAUGCACAUCAUUGCCCAGCCCGUGACGGAGGAACAAAUCGACGCCAUCCAGUCAAAGAACCAAGCCCAAGUCGAUGCCAUCACGGAACGCCUCUUCUACCCGGAUCGGUUCGAAAACUGCGAGAUGACGGAAUCAGCCGAAUCCAAACCCGUAUCUCCAAAAGAGAAUACCGAAGCCGAAGCAGACAAGACCGAAGCAGAUAAGAAGACCGAAGCGAAAUCCAUCGGCGAUUCCCUGGCCGACGCCCUCUUCCCAAUAGACCCGGCCGACAGCACUGUCGAGCAAAGCGCCGAGCCAGAACACGAUACCACGAGCGAGCUCCCCGGCCUCAGCCCAGACUCCAAGGCGGGAUCCAAGCCCAAACGAAAGCCCAAAUUCGUGCCCAACCCCGAAUUAUCCGCCGAUUACGACGAGAACCUACUCGCUAUGACACUCGUCAUAACCAACAAAGUGAACGGGGUUCGAGUGGAGCGGCCGGGACACUUUACCCAGUCUGACAAAUGGACGAUUGAUUAUGAGCUCGACGAGAUUGAUGUGGUUCAGGGCAAUCAUACUCUACAGGCGAUCAAGAAGCGUCGCAAUCUUGUUCUAAGAAAGAACGUGCAAGAUCAUUCGAAUGACUUCUUCGCAAAUUUGCAAAGGCUAUCUGAGAAAGGACGUGCUUUCCGGAAGCGUUUGAAUAAGAUUGACCGUGACCGUGGGAUUCUUGUUUAUAAGGAUUCUUGUGAUAUGGAUGUUUAA